GACGGGUGUACCGAGCGUUGCUGGAUCCAGACGGCCCAGUAUGCAGCCAGGAAAUGGGUUCUUGGGUACAGGUAAGUCGAUCCCGGGAGAUGUGGUCGUAUCGAGAUGGAGCUCGGCGGUACAAUCAUCGUAUCGGUAGAGAAGAACGACACCUGUUGGGUUUGACGAAACCUUUGGAGCAUCACCAACCUAUCGCUGAGGGAACAAGAGAUCGAGAUGAAACGACCAUGAUGCCAUGAUCGGCAAAGCUAAUCAUUCUUGUUGCUAUCUAUCUAAUCAGGGCUUUCACCGAAGAAGGUCGGGAUCAUCGCGAUGGUCGUAUUGGGGCUGCUAACAGUAGGACGGUGGAUGGUCUCUGGUAGCGCCGACAUUGCUCAUCACGACCAUCCCUUGACCCCUCGGGACUACCUAAACGCAUCACAGUCCGAUCCGGCACCGUUCGAUUUCUGUCCGAUCUUUGGGCCGGGGGAUAUCGUUGCCGAGCGGAGAGGACAAUGGGGGUUGUUGAAGAGUCGACUGCAUCAAGGUAGUAAUGCCAGGAUUCAGAGGGUUGUGCAGAAGGCCUUGAGCGGGUUGCCCGUAACGAUCAGCGUGCUCGGUGGAUCAGUAUCUGCGUGCCACGGUGCUGGAGACGACCCCAUCCACCCUAAAUGUUACCCUUCAAAAUUCUUCGCAUGGUGGAACAGCGUUUUCCCACACCCGGCUUCCGAGCUGACGAACGGUGCUACGAGGAAAUCCGAUUCAGCGUACUUUGCCUAUUGUUCUGGACACCAUCUACCUGACAAGACAGAUCUCGUCAUCCUCGAGUUUGACAGCAGUGAUCCCAACGACUCUGAAUGGCUCAACCACUUUGAACUGCUAGUUCGAUCAAUCCUCGUUCGGCCCGAUAUGCCUGCCAUCAUCAUUCUCGGACAUUUCAGCCCUCAGAUCCAGGCUCAGAGCGGUUUCGCCGGACCCGAGUUGCUGCAUACGGUGGUUGCCCAGUUCUACGACGUGCCCCACGUCAGCACCAAGGGACUGCUUUAUCAUGACUACCUGGCAAAUCCUGAAGCCGCUCGAUCGACCUUCUAUACCGAUCCCGUCCUUGCCAACCCGACCGGACACGACCUGUUGGCUGAUGUGCUCAUCAGCUAUAUGAUGCAGCAGGUCUGCGACGGCUGGUCGGCCACUAUGGGUCAUGCCUUUGACGUGCCCUACAUGGGAUCGGAUGGGACCGACAGCACGACCGGUGGACCCAACCUCUUUGGUGGAGUCGGUCAGCGUAAAGGCUUGUCGCCCAUUCAAAAGGAGAGCGACGGCGGCAACGUUGGCGCUACCGACUCGAAAUACGCGGGUCUCAAGGUCCCUUCGGCCAGGUUGUCUGAUCGACCUUCGGACAUACUGCAAUUCAGGGAGAUCGAGCCGUUCUGCGUGUCAGCCAACGAUUUGAUCAACCCCUUGCCCCCCUCGUUGUUCUAUGGUUCCGGCUGGCACGAUCAUCACCCGACCAAGGGCGACGGACACGACGACAUGCACUAUUGGUACGCUGAACAGCCUACCAGCCGAAUACGGGUACCCAUCCAAUUAGGUGCCGGAGAUGUGGCCAUCUACUACCUGCAAGCGCCCGAAGACCAGCCUUUGGGUUCGGUCUCGUGCUGGGUAGACGAUAACGUAGGGGGAGCUGUCGAGCUCUCCGGUGUUGCCGAUGUGCCCAGUGUCAUGCCUACUCUCACCAUGAUCGACCGACACGUAGCGCGAGGGUCGCACUUCGUAGAGUGUGCCCUAUUGGGAGUGGAAGGGCAGCCCACACCACCAUUCAAGAUUCUUGGUAUUUUCACGACAUAGACGGUCAAGCAUCUCGCCGUUCCAAGCAGCGAGGCGACCAUGUUUCCAUUCCCUCAUUUACCCUCUGCACCUCGUUCUUUCUUGUUCUUUAUUGCGCGCGGGAAUAUCAGGCAUUCCCUUCUGCAGCUUUUUCUUUGUUGUGCGCGGCGAGAUCGAGGGCUGUAUUCAAUAAGAGGAUUUUCGUGUUCUCUGCCAGAUUGGCCACGACUUGCACAUGAUCGCAAUGAUACAAAAUUUCAAAGCCAGACCGGUCGGAUCUGCGCCUCGUCGACA
This is a messenger RNA of Filobasidium floriforme, 2097 nucleotides long. RefSeq names its product capsular associated protein. Bases 313 to 1824 code for a protein of 503 amino acids. NCBI's taxonomy places the organism in Eukaryota, Fungi, Basidiomycota, Tremellomycetes, Filobasidiales, Filobasidiaceae. The transcript has 9 exons. The record is from RefSeq and is a predicted model, not a curated record.